This is a messenger RNA of Amphibalanus amphitrite, 428 nucleotides long. RefSeq lists its product as uncharacterized. The coding region runs from base 1 to 381 and encodes 126 amino acids. The record is from RefSeq and is a predicted model, not a curated record. The transcript has 3 exons. Lineage: Eukaryota; Metazoa; Arthropoda; Thecostraca; Balanomorpha; Balanidae.
AUGGCGGACACCGAGUGCCGUGAGCUGUGGUUUCUCACCCUGUCCGGCGGCGUCCCUGACACCGUGAGCCUGGAGCCCCUCACCAGGUGCCCUCGGCUCGAGCGUCUCACCCUGUCCGGCGGCGUCCCUGACGCCGUGCUGGACAGUCUCAGCGGCUGCCCCGGGCUGGUGGUCCUUACACUGGGGGACCGCCAGCGGCCGGCAGAGACGGCCUUCACAGCAGCAGCGUACACCAGACUGGUGAAGUCGUGUCGGCAGCUGCGUGAGCUGUACCUUCACUGCACGGCAGACACCGGCCGGGCCGUGCUGACCGCCCUGAAGGAGGCGGACCUGCGCCGGGGCUUCUUCGGUACCAUCUAUCUCGGUGUCCCCGGUAGGUGAGAGGGCGCCGCGCGCCGCGCCUCUGACCAGUCAGUCCCUCACAACAG